Molecule: messenger RNA, 1252 nt
Organism: Fundulus heteroclitus (mummichog)
Lineage: Eukaryota; Metazoa; Chordata; Actinopteri; Cyprinodontiformes; Fundulidae
Gene: cd63
Product: CD63 molecule
Exons: 8
Coding region: 170-892 (240 amino acids)
Cellular component (GO): membrane
Source: RefSeq, a predicted model, not a curated record
GGAUGUCCCGUUUUUGGGGAGGGAGUAGAAAGCCGAGGGGGCGUCUGGACUCAACAAGUAGCUCUAAAGACGUCGUCACUGUUUCCACUUUUCUGUCAUUUUUAACCUUUUGAAGGAUCUGAAACACCUCUUUCUCAACGGAGCCUGAUCAUCAUCGUCAUCAUCUGCCAUGGCCGUAGAAGGGGGAAUGAAAUGCGUCAAGUAUCUACUUUUCUUUUUCAACUUAAUUUUCUGGUUAUGUGGACUUGCGCUGAUUGCCGUGGGAGUGGUCGUGCAGGUUUCUUUUCACAAAUCCUUUCUGAUCCGUGACGCGUCGGCCUCUGCGGCGCCCAUUUUCAUCAUCGGAGUGGGCGUUCUGAUUUUCUUCAUCGCGUUCUUCGGCUGCUGUGGAGCCUGGAAAGAAAGCUACUGCAUGGUCACCACGUUUGCGAUCCUUCUCUCGUUGAUCAUCAUUGCUGAGGUUGCUGCAGCGAUUGUCGGAUACGUAUACAGAAACAAGCUCUCAGACGUCGUCCAGAACAGUCUCGGCGAAAUGAUCAGCAACUACAAAAACUCCUCAGCAGAAUUCAAAGACGCCGUGGAUAAACUGCAGCAGGGCUGGAAAUGCUGCGGUUCCAACAACGCUUCUGACUGGAAGGACUUUGAUGCCGACAAAAAGUCAGUGCCUGACUCGUGCUGCGUGAACGUCACUAAAGGCUGUGGAAAAGGAGCCAUUGAAAAUCCCAGCAAAGUGUACGACAAGGGUUGCCAUGAUGCCUUGGUGGCCUUCAUGAAGCAGAACAUUCAGUGGGUGAUAGUUGCGGCUCUCGUUAUUGCCGUCCUGCAGAUUAUGGGCAUCGUGUUCUCCUGCUUGUUGAUGAGAGGCAUCCGCAGCGGCUAUGAAGUCAUGUGAUUAAUCUACAUAUAACUGCUUACUGGGAGUUUGGUUUCUAAAAAAUGCUCACAUUAAACUUUCUAUAUUAUUCACAGAACAUUUAUAUUUUUCCCUUAUUAAAAUCUGGGGUUUUAGUGUCAUGUUAGAACAUUAUUCCUGCUUUGAUACUGUAAAUGCAAAGGAAAGCAUUAACAUUCAGAGUAAAGCUGGUGAACGUCUCACGGUUUAGAGAAAGCCGAAAGACCUUUAAGGUGGCAUUUUCUGUAGACUAUUCUGAAUCAAUUUUAGGGUUAUGUUUUUAAGUUCUGGUUCUACUUAUAUUUGUAAUAAAGUAAAUAAAUGACAUGGGUUUUCAUUAAAGACAGUGAAGAAAAACAA